Messenger RNA from Oreochromis niloticus (Nile tilapia), 1047 nucleotides. Its product is annotated as V-set and immunoglobulin domain-containing protein 8-like. Gene Ontology annotation, molecular function: signaling receptor binding. Gene Ontology annotation, cellular component: external side of plasma membrane. Lineage: Eukaryota; Metazoa; Chordata; Actinopteri; Cichliformes; Cichlidae. The record is from RefSeq and is a predicted model, not a curated record. Gene Ontology annotation, biological process: regulation of cytokine production; T cell receptor signaling pathway. The transcript has 5 exons. The coding region runs from base 160 to 1038 and encodes 292 amino acids.
UUUUUUUUUUUAUAAUACUUAGUGAAUUUAAUUUUAGUCGAACCUUUAAUUUAAUCUCAGGUUUUAAAAUUAAAUUUUAAGGGAGUAACAGAAACUAUUUCAGGCUCAGACAUUUAUCACAGUCUAAGUGUUGGAUCAUUUGACCUCUACGACACGGAAAUGUCUGCUGUACCUGCGUCACUCUGCUCCACUUUGAUGUUUGUCGGAGUCUUUGUGUUUGUCUGUGCAGACCAGAAAACCAUCACAGCUGAGUCUGGACAGAAUGUCACUCUGACAUGUCGAGCUCCAAACAACAACAUCAUAGUUGUAAAGUGGAUCAGAGCUGACCUGGGAGAUGAAUAUGUGCUUUUGUACCAGGAUGGUCGCUUUGUUCCAGAUGAGCAGCAUCCAUCUUUUAAGAACCGGGUGGAUCUGCAGGACAGACAGAUGAAGGAUGGAGACGUGUCUUUGAUUCUGAAGGAUGUGACAACUAGUGACACUGGAACAUAUGAGUGUCAUGUUAUCAUGGAAGAACCAAGAAUUGAUCGACCCAGUUUCCAGCUUAUCAUUAUCAUCAACCUUCAUGUUGUUCCUCCACUCCCAAAGAUCAUCACAGCUGAGUCUGGACAGGAUGUCACUCUGACAUGUCGAGGUCCAAACAACAUCACAGUUGUAAAGUGGAGCAGAGCUGACCUGGGAGAUAAACAUGUGCUUUUGUACCGGAAUGGGAAGUUUGCUCCAGCCAACCAGCAUCCAUCUUUUAAGAACUGGGUGGAUCUACAGGACAGACAGAUGAAGGAUGGAGACGUGUCUUUGAUUCUGAGGGAUGUGAAGAUUAAUGACACUGGAGUAUACAUGUGUAGUGUUGUCAUGGAAGGAGUACGCACAUGGACCAUCAGCUUCAUCUACCUGAUUGUUGAUCCUCCAGGUCAGCCAGAAGGAUAUCCUGUAUGGAUGGUUGGUCUGGGAAGUAUUCUUCUUGUUAUUUUUAUUUUUCUGAUCCAUAAAAUAAUACAACAACAGAAAACUAGAAAGCGAAAAUUUCUGAAGAAAUUUUAAGUGUGCCUA